This is a messenger RNA of Corticium candelabrum, 1470 nucleotides long. RefSeq names its product F-box only protein 31-like. The record is from RefSeq and is a predicted model, not a curated record. The coding region runs from base 1 to 1272 and encodes 423 amino acids. Gene Ontology annotation, molecular function: protein binding. The transcript is spliced from 10 exons. NCBI's taxonomy places the organism in Eukaryota, Metazoa, Porifera, Homoscleromorpha, Homosclerophorida, Plakinidae.
AUGGCUGUACAUAGGAUGAUUUUAUGUGAUUUACCGAACGAGUUACUGCUGAUGGUAUUGGAGUACUUGUCAUCUUCGGCGAUUGCUACUCUAGCGCGCGUUUGUUGGCAUCUACAUGAUCUUGUCAACACGGACUCCCUGUGGUCGCGCCUCUGUCGUCAAGAGUUUGGAGUCGAGUCUCUAGUGCAGUGGAACGUUUCGUCCUUUCAAGAACUCUACUCAAGAGUUCUUUUUCCGUAUCGCUAUCUAUUGGGAGUAUGGGAAGGUGAUCUAAAAUAUUAUGGCGAGCUAAUGGAAGCAAGGGUUGAUAAUGGGAGAAUAUUAGGUCAGCUGUGGCGAGCCUCAUCGUCUCAGAAUAUUGAUCUCCCACUUUAUGCUGAGCCCUUGUUUGCAGUCGAAGUAUCUGACAAGGAAGUCAGGACAGUGUGCCUCUACAGAGAUAUGAAAGGAAAAAGAGCUACACUCAAGAAGUGUCAUAGUGGCAGCACUGAACUCUUGGAAGUGCAGUUCAAGGUAAUGUAUGAUUUUACAAAAACUAAGGUAGAUAGUGUUUCUCUUAGGUCUUGGGUGAGAGAGGAGUAUCCACCUGCAUUUGCAGACAUUUGGGAAAACCAUGGUUUCUUGCGGCAAGCUUUCACUAAUCGUUACAAGUCACUUCAGUUUAGACAGCAACUGGUUCAAUACCGACCAGUGGCAUUGCCUCCAUCACUUUCUAGUGACUUUCCUUUGAAACCAGGAAUCUAUAAGGGCACAUAUAGUAGUCAUGGCAUUGAACUCAUCCUAGUAACAAUGGAAGGCUCCAUAGUCAAGGGGCAAAAACUCACGGGAGAUCCUAAUAUACCAGCAUCAAAAGUUACAUUCCAGGGAUUGCUUCAGUGCCCGAUACCGCCUGACCAGUAUAGUUCUUGGGGUGCUGCGAUUUUUAAUCACCGGCAGAUGCUCAGUGAAAUCAGAAAUCAAGUGGAUCGAGAAGAACAGGAGCACAGCCGUAGAACCAAUGUAGAAAGCAGACAGUUGACAGUCACAAUGUUGAACAGUGUUCCAUUGCAAGAACAUCCUUUCUCUGUUUCACUUGGAUUUAGUGGUGAUCUACAGACAUACCCUAAUGUCUCUUUGGCAAGAUUUCCAAGUAGUGGCCAGGUUGCAGGUGAUGGCUAUGUGAAUCCUCAAUGGUCUCUGAAUCAAUUGGUAUUGUUUCCAAGCGGCAACUUUGCUAUUGUAUGGAUGGAACUUCGUAGUGUUUCUUUCUACUGUAAAGCACAAGAACUUUAGUACUGAUGAUAUUUGAAAUUACUUCUGAACGUCAUUCCAUUCAAUAACAUUGCAAUUUUUAAGGUUUGCAGUAUGUACAUAUGCUUGUGUUACUCCUAUCUAGGUAGCUAGUUCCGUGAUGACCGCACGUGCAGCAGUCAAUGAUGCAGUAGGGAUAUGUCCUUAGUGGCUACAGUAAUAUGAUAAAGAUCGAUCGUU